CCAGCACAGUCUCGGUGUUCGAACCCUUCCGCUCUUUACCCCCACUCAUCUGUACCACCAGAUCGCCACCUCGCACUCCUCACAUACCCUGCUGCUUGUUUCAAUCUCUCCCAAGCAAUCCUCAAGCGCCUCUAAUCCAAUCACUUCGCCAUGGCGUCGCAGACGCGCCAAACACCGUAUGCCCAGUCGGCAGCUCCUUCGACCGCAAGCCUCCUUGGUCCCAGCACGCAGAGCGUUCGCGCAGACCCCAGGCUACGCAGCGUCGGGAGCUCGGCAUCUCUGAACGACUCCCGAUAUGUUAGCUCCGGAAGGCAUGAUUCCAUGCCCCCUUCGCUUUCCGAUAAGUUUUCACUUGCCCCGGAUCCUACGUCUUGGGGGGCGGAUCUCUCGGUUGAGCACCAAGAGGGCGAUGACUACCUCCACAAUCCCGACCCCCGAAGGGACUACAAGAGCGACAAAGGAGGCCACAUCUUCACCUCGAGAGGUCUUGCGAACCUCGGCUGCUUGUUGAUCCUUUGCGCUGGGAUGCUCACUCUCUUCGCGGGCUACCCCUUGAUAACAUACUUCACCCGUUCGACUCCAUCUACCCUCGGUGGUUUCAACUUGGGAGGAAUCAAUGCCUCCGGACAGAUACCGUCCAUGCCUGGCAACUGGGGUAUGAUUGAUAUUGACACGCCGCAGGAGGCGCGCACAUAUCCCGACUUCCAGUCUGGCAAGAAUUGGCAUCUCAUUUUCAGCGACGAGUUCAACACUGAUGGUCGCACGUUCUAUCCUGGCGAUGACCCCUACUGGGAGGCCGUGGAUCUGCACUACUGGCAGACGAACAACAUGGAAUGGUACGACCCCGAAGCCAUCACGACCCGCAAUGGGUCGCUCGAGAUCACGCUCUCACAGAAGGAAAACCAUGGGCUGAACUACACGGGUGGUAUGAUGUCUACUUGGAACAAGUUCUGCUUCACCGGCGGUAUGGUUCUCGCCUCUGUUGUGCUUCCUGGCAUCAACAAUGUCGUCGGUCUCUGGCCUGCCAUCUGGACGAUGGGCAAUCUAGGCCGUGCCGGCUAUGGCGCGAGUCUCGAGGGAAUGUGGCCCUACACCUAUGACUCUUGUGAUGUAGGUACAGCUCCCAAUCAGACUUUCAACGGCCUGCCCAUCGCCGCCACAAACACCGGUACCAAGGAUUACAAUUACGAGCUCUCGUACCUCCCGGGUCAGAAGUUAUCCCGCUGCACUUGCCCUGGCGAGUCCCAUCCUGGCCCUGUCCACACUGAUGGUACCUAUGUUGGCCGUUCCGCACCGGAAAUCGAUAUCUUCGAAGCGCAGAUCACCGGCCAACCGCUCACUGGCCAAGUGUCACAGUCCGCACAGUGGGCUCCCUUCAACGAAGAUUACACUUGGUUCAAUACUACGGAUAACCUCAUCAUCCCGGAUCCCACUAUCAGUGCGCUGAACGGCUACAAGGGUGCCGCCUUCCAGCAAGCGAGUUCCGUCGUCACGGAGACCAACCAGGAAGCAUAUGAGCUGACCGGUAACCAGUACUCCACCUACGGGAUCCAGUAUAAACCGGGUUUCGAUGGCGCUUACAUAAGCUGGAUCUCGGAUGGUAAGCUCGCAUGGACCCUCAAGCAGGCUGGUUUUGCCGCGGAUACUGUCGUGGAGAUUGGUCCUCGUCCUGUUCCCCAAGAACCAAUGUACCUCAUCGCCAACUUGGGCAUGUCUACCAACUUCGGCUUCGUCGACAUUGAGCACUUGAAGUUCCCCACCACAAUGAAGGUUGACUGGAUCCGCGUAUACCAGGACCCGGACAACAUCAACGUCGGUUGCGACCCCAGUGACUUCCCCACGGCCGCCUACAUCAACGAGUAUCUGGAGGCCUACACGAACCCCAACCUCACAACGUGGCGUGACGACUUCAAGCAACCGUUCCCCAAGAACAGCUUCCUGGGCCAGUGUUGAGCUCUUCGCUAGCGGUGUUAUUGAUGAUAUACCUUCGCCCAUACGCUCUGUUCUUCGAGGCCUUAAACAAAUCAAGAUGGAGACGUUGUCAAUUAUCCCUGUCUGGUCGUCGCUUUUAGCAUACUGCAAUGUAUUCAGAUUGCAUUUAGUCCUUUUUCCUUAC
Dichomitus squalens LYAD-421 SS1 is the source of this 2116-nucleotide messenger RNA. Its product is annotated as glycoside hydrolase family 16 protein. Gene Ontology annotation, cellular component: plasma membrane; endoplasmic reticulum membrane. The record is from RefSeq and is a predicted model, not a curated record. The coding region runs from base 151 to 1953 and encodes 600 amino acids. The transcript is spliced from 11 exons. Gene Ontology annotation, biological process: (1->6)-beta-D-glucan biosynthetic process; fungal-type cell wall organization. NCBI's taxonomy places the organism in Eukaryota, Fungi, Basidiomycota, Agaricomycetes, Polyporales, Polyporaceae. Gene Ontology annotation, molecular function: glucosidase activity.